Nycticebus coucang (slow loris) is the source of this 1607-nucleotide messenger RNA. It is a transcript of the gene GFUS, whose product is annotated as GDP-L-fucose synthase. Bases 147 to 1310 code for a protein of 387 amino acids. NCBI's taxonomy places the organism in Eukaryota, Metazoa, Chordata, Mammalia, Primates, Lorisidae. The record is from RefSeq and is a predicted model, not a curated record. Gene Ontology annotation, molecular function: GDP-L-fucose synthase activity. The transcript is spliced from 10 exons. Gene Ontology annotation, biological process: nucleotide-sugar biosynthetic process.
CCGGGACGGAGGGGGAGUAGGGCCCCGCCCCCGCCCCGGAGGCCCCACCCACUCUACCUGGCGGCGCGCGGGGCCGAAGGCUCAGCCGUCGCCGGAAGCAGCGGUGCCAGCUCGGGGCAGUGGGGCAGGGCACAGGUGCAGCCAACAUGGGUGAGCCCAGGGGGUCCAUGCGGAUCCUAGUGACAGGGGGCUCUGGGCUGGUGGGCAGAGCCAUCCAGAAAGUGGUAGCAGAUGGAGCUGCCCUGCCUGGAGAAGACUGGGUGUUUGUCUCCUCCAAAGACGCGGAUCUCACGGAUGCAGCACAGACCCGAGCCCUGUUUGAGAAGGUCCGACCGACGCAUGUCAUUCAUCUUGCUGCAAUGGUGGGGGGUCUCUUCCGGAAUAUCAAAUACAAUCUGGACUUCUGGAGGAAGAACGUGCACAUCAAUGACAACGUCCUGCACUCCGCCUUUGAGGUGGGCGUCCGCAAGGUGGUAUCCUGCCUGUCCACCUGUAUCUUCCCUGACAAGACCACCUACCCUAUUGAUGAGACUAUGAUACACAACGGGCCGCCCCACAGCAGCAAUUUUGGGUAUUCGUAUGCCAAGAGGAUGAUCGACGUACAGAACAGGUCUUCCUCGCGUGUCUUGCUAAGGCUUUGCCAGGACUGGGAAAGAGGGUUCAAGCUCCACGAGGUGGGUGGGAGGGGCUGGGGAGCCUGUGCUGGGUAUUCUCACGGCCUCUUGCAUUUCCUCUCUAAGAGGCCCAUGGUGGGGAGGAGCGGGGUCAGUGGUCCCAGGGCGAGGGAGGAGAUGCUGUGCCUCCACAGGGCCUACUUCCAGCAGCACGGCUGCACCUUCACCGCGGUCAUCCCCACCAAUGUCUUCGGGCCUCACGAUAACUUCAACAUUGAGGAUGGCCACGUGCUGCCUGGCCUCAUCCACAAGGUGCACCUGGCCAAGAGCAGCGGCUCAGCCUUGACGGUGUGGGGCACAGGCAAGCCUCGGAGGCAGUUCAUAUACUCAUUGGACCUGGCCCAGCUCUUUAUCUGGGUCCUGCGGGAGUACAGUGAGGUGGAGCCCAUCAUCCUGUCAGUGGGUGAGGAGGAUGAAGUCUCCAUCCAGGAGGCGGCUGAGGCUGUGGUGGAGGCCAUGGACUUCCAUGGAGAAGUCACUUUUGAUACAACCAAGUCAGAUGGGCAGUUUAAGAAGACAGCCAGUAACAGCAAGCUGCGGGCCUACCUGCCUGACUUCCGGUUCACGCCCUUUAAGCAGGCUGUGAAGGAGACCUGCACUUGGUUCGCUGACAACUAUGAGCAGGCCCGGAAGUGAAGCCAGGUGGUGGGAGCAAGUGCUGGUGGGUACUCAGCUGGCAGAAAGCCCUGUGGCUGCCACCCCCAGACCCUGCCAGUAGCUGAGAACACUGCCCAGCAACCUAGGCCCACGUUCCAUCUUGCCCUGUGGUUCCAGGCAGCUGUCCAGCUGGGCCAACUCUUAUCUGUCCUCAGGGAAACCAAGGCCUGGCCAAGCCUAGCACUUUGCUCCCCACACUGGUUUCUGGUAAUGAGUGUGUCCACUCUGAUCCUGCUGCCCCUCUCCCGUGGAGCUAAUAAAGUGCAUUUUCACAGG